Molecule: messenger RNA, 1255 nt
Organism: Eriocheir sinensis (Chinese mitten crab)
Lineage: Eukaryota; Metazoa; Arthropoda; Malacostraca; Decapoda; Varunidae
Exons: 9
Coding region: 80-967 (295 amino acids)
Source: RefSeq, a predicted model, not a curated record
GGCACCACUCGUCUCCUGUCCUCCUCCAGUCGCCCAUUGCUCGUGUCCACAGUUCGGAAGGUUGAGUCAAGAGCCUGUCAUGUUGCGUGUGCUGUGCGUGGCCCUGACCGUUGUGGCGGGGAUGGUGUGUGGUCACUGGUCUGCCGCCCCGCUGCGCGCCUACCCGCCUAACAUUGCUCUCCCGCCAUUCAUGCUUUCCCCUUCUAGUGGCAUACAUGAAGGCAAGUUUAAGCGCACCUCGUCCACCGGCACCCAGCAGGAGGUGGUCUGGCAGAGGAUAUGCUCGCCGCGGCUUUCCCUGGUCCACAGGAGGCAGGACGCCGAGCUGAAGUGUGAGGCGGUGGUCCCGGACGGCACGAAGUUUACCUGGUACAAGGGAAACCAGAUCCUGCAGCGACCGGGCGUCCAGCAGGUGAGCGAUGUGUUACAGCAGAUGUUCGAGGAGAACACCAACGAGGUGGCCGUGUCCGUGGAGGCCGCCAUGGCGCCCAGCGCGAGGCUGCACGUGUCCUCGGUGGUCUACAUCGACUGUGCCAACGAGCAGGACGUGGCUGACUACACUUUGGAGGUGACGACGCCGUCCAACAGCGUGUACAUGAGGAACUUCACCGUCGCUCUCAGCGGCAGCAGGCGGCGGGACGGGUCCACCUGUGGUGCCGCCGCGAGUCGGCUGGAGUCCAUGCCGCGCAUCUACCAGCAUGCCAAGGAAGCGUGGCCCAGGGUGGGCGAGUCGCUGGUGCUGCCGUGCCGCGCCCAGGGCCGCCGCCACCAGCACACCUGGUACUCCGGCGCCACCUCCGUGACCAGCACAGACCUGAAUUACCAGAAGCUGGACAACGGUGACCUCUUCAUCAGGACGGUGGGGCCGGACACGCCCACCGCCUUCGUCUGUCAGGUGUCCAGCGACGCCGAACAGCCCCAAAACCCGGACCGCAUAAGAACCCAGAUUACGAUCCUUUCUUCGUAAGCCUCUCAUGACCUACUCAACCCCACGUCCGAAGCAGACCAACACCUCACCCUUGAUCCUGACCUUGGCGGACCUAGGCGUCGAUGCUGAGGUGCGUAGGAACCAGCAUCUUCGUUCCUCUCCUCUACGCCGUGUAUUAUGUAGUCUAGUGAUCUUGUAGUCUAGUGCCACAGAAGGCCAUCUCAGUGCCCCCUCAAGAAGGCUUCCCAGACGAGACUCCUUGUAAUUCCCAGUGUAAUGAUUUGAAUACUACGAUGGAAUACAUUGGUCAAUAAAUAGCAGCAUCCA